AUGGUGUCCUUCUUUUCAUCGUCUAAGGGAGCUGCGCCCCAGGACGAUCAGAGCCAGCCUGGACCUUCGAAGAUCAGCCCACCUUCGCAGUCCCCACCUACAGCUGCGCCUGCUCCUCCCAUGAGUCGGCAGACUGCAAGUACCAGCAACUCAUCCCUGUAUGCCUCCAUGGAGGACUCGGCUUUGGUCGUACUCACACGCACGGCCGCAUUUACAGCAGGAGGUGGACUUCUAGGCUCGGCCGUAGGCAUUAUGAGGGCAGAGGCCAACGUCCCGCCCAUUCUCCUCGCGGUCAGGGGAGCUCGAUCCACCUUCCUCUUCGCAGGGCCUUUCUAUGCCGUGAGAGAAUACAUUCUCAACCCUUUAUGGGCGACCUAUCUACCUCCAGCAGAAGGACAGCGGCGGUCGCCCCAUUUCAAGGACCUAGGCACAAGUCCCCUCGCUGGAGGGAUCGUCGGACUGAUCACAGCGCUGAUUACACGUCGGGGUGCUCAAGUCGCGCAAGCCACAGCUCUGUAUGCCGCGAUCUGCUUCUCUGGACAAGUAGUGGGCAACGAGCUCAACGUCUUGCGGCUGAGACAGGUUGCCAAGGGCGAGGAGAGGGAGCGCGAACAAGUGGAGAACGGCGCAAGGGACAGCGUCAGAGAUGGCCCCCUCAUUCGAGGCUUUGCAUUCAAGGAAAGGGAGACCGACUCUUUCCCCAAGGAGAAGGCGGACAACGAGACUUUCUUCGGCAAGUUCUUCUCCUCGAUACCGAGAGUCGCAAAAAUCUCUGACGAGGAGUACAUCAGCAAGUUGGAGGAACGGAGGAAAGAGCUGGAAGAGGAACUCAAGGCAGUCGAACAAGAGGCCUGA
This is a messenger RNA of Microstroma glucosiphilum, 855 nucleotides long. RefSeq lists its product as hypothetical. The transcript is spliced from 3 exons. The record is from RefSeq and is a predicted model, not a curated record. Bases 1 to 855 code for a protein of 284 amino acids. NCBI's taxonomy places the organism in Eukaryota, Fungi, Basidiomycota, Exobasidiomycetes, Microstromatales, Microstromataceae.